Messenger RNA from Talaromyces proteolyticus, 1050 nucleotides. RefSeq names its product putative aldolase. Gene Ontology annotation, molecular function: actin filament binding. The coding region runs from base 205 to 1050 and encodes 281 amino acids. Gene Ontology annotation, cellular component: cytoskeleton. NCBI's taxonomy places the organism in Eukaryota, Fungi, Ascomycota, Eurotiomycetes, Eurotiales, Trichocomaceae. The transcript is spliced from 2 exons. The record is from RefSeq and is a predicted model, not a curated record.
GUGAUUAGCAGGUUAGGCCGAAGCAAUGAAGAUAUUGAGUACAGACGAUGUGGGAAAUCCGAUCUAUUUUUGUCUAUAUUUAGAGCUAAGAAAAGUCAUAUAUGCUUGUGUUGACCAGAGUGCUUUGCCCCAGUGACUGUUGAGUCGUAGCAACUGAGGCUUUAUUCUGUCGUCCGUUCUAGUCAUCCCAACGCAACCAUCACAAUGGCACCAUCAGCAACAGCAGAACUACAACCAUCGAAGACCAUGGGUGUCGAUGCUAUGGCCGCCAUGGCCCACAGGGGUAAAAGCCUCCCCGGCAUCCCCAAGUUCGCCUCGCACGACGCGAGACGGCAGUGGCAACUGGAGCACAUGGCUGGUGCCUUUCGCGUGUUUGCCCGCGAAGGAUAUGCAGAGGGCAUUUCAGGUCACAUCAGCGUGCGAGACCCGGAGCAUCAGGAUCGAUUCUGGAUUAACCCUCUUGGUGUACACUUCGGACUACUCAAGGCCAGCGACAUGAUCUGCGUAGACCUGACUGGCGAGGUUAUCGGCGGCAAUACGACGGGGUCGAUCAAUGCUGCAGGUUUUCAGAUCCAUAGCGCGAUACAUCGCUCGCGGAAUGACGUGCACGCAAUAUGCCAUACGCACUCGGUGCAUGGACGGGCGUGGUCUGCGUUUGCCAAACCCCUUGAUAUGAUCAACCAGGAUGUUUGUUACUUCUAUAAAGCACACUCGGUGUAUUCAAGCUACGGGGGUAUUGCAAAUGAGGCAUCGGAAGGGGAGAGGAUUGCCGAGAGUCUCGGUGAUGGGAAGGCGGUGAUCCUGAUGAAUCAUGGUCUACUGACCGUUGGAGAGACGGUGGACGAGGCAGCGUUUCUGUUCUGUUUGAUGGAGAGAAGCUGCAAAGUACAGUUGCUAGCUGAAAGUGCUGGACUUGAGAAGCAAAUCGUCAGUGACGAAGAAGCAGCUUAUAAUUUCCGGAUGGCGAGCACACCAGAGACAUUAUUUGUAGAAUUUCAGCCUCAUUAUCAGUAUGAGGAACAUCUGUCUGGGGGCCAUUUUAAGCACUGA